ACUCAGUUGCAUCGCGCUCGCUAUUACGUGCAACUGCUUCAGAUCGGUUGCACCAUUGGUUUAUUUUGUUUUUAAGUUUCGGAUUUAUCGGUUUUUUUACUCCCUCGAGGAGCACUGAAAAUCACACAAUGAUAAAUUAAGAGUUCACGGUUUAAGUAGCUAGUUUCCCCCAUUGUGUUGUCUUCGUGCGGAACUCUAAAAUUCUCGAAAAAUUUCAAAUUUUACGUAAAGUGUCCAACAUAACCUACAAAAUUAUUCGGUUCGUUGCAUUCGUCUGUGUUUGUAAGCAAAUCAACCCAAAAAAGUUUAGAAAUAUUGUGUCAUCAAAAUCACAACGUAAACAUCAACAAGAAAAUGGAUCGCAUUUGGGCCACAUCUAGAACGCCUAUAGAUAUAGCCAACUGACAGGCGCAAGUGUCAACAAAGGCGGCCAAAAGACAGGGAAUAGGCCAUAAAUUAUUUGGUUCAAGUGCAGUCGCCAUGAAUCUGUACACUCUAUACGAUUGGAUCACAUCGUUGCUCCGGCCGCCCAGUGCCAGUGUAAGCUAUAAGGCGAUCGAAGCGGCGUCCCUCGAAGAGUUGCCGGCAACAUCCGUGGCAACAGCAACAUCCACAGCUGCAACAUCACGCGCCACUGGAGUGGCAGCAGCAACUUGUGUGGAAGUUGAGUUCAUACCCACGCUAAAUAUCGUAUUUGAGAAGCCGACUUCGUCGAGUGAGCAACAGUCCGCCGAGAAAUCGGAACAUGUGGCCAGUGGUGUGUCCGAUAAGGAACAAGCAGAUGAUUGCGACUCCGACAAUGAUUCCACGCGCACGUACAUAAUUUCGCGGAGCAGUUGGACGGGGGCAACAUCGAGUAGCACCCCAUAUGCAGUUACAUCCACGGAUACCGCCGAACUACUUAGGCGCCAGAACAAUCUCAGUCUAACGGAAGACGAUCAGUCGGUGUCGUCGUUUAGCAUUGAGCAACCCACCAGUUCCAUGACCAUUGACAUGGCCGAUCAACGGACAACCAUGACCACAACAACGACGGCGGCAACAACGCCGAGCAGUGCCGCUGUUGUGGCCACAACGGCAACGACCACAACCACAACUAGCAGUAGUAUUGAGGAGGAGAUCGAAGAGGCCAUCGAGAUCAGUGAGGUGGAGGAGCAGCUGAAUACGCCACUGGAAUCUCUAUCGGAGGCGGCUGCCUAUGCCCGGCCAAAGGAUGAGCAAUCAAGUGCCAAAAGUUUGAGUAGCAAUCCGGCAGAGGAUGAGGAUGAGGAUGCUGAUGAGUUUCGCAUCGAUGAUGCCCAGCUAUCUGGUGGUCAUUUGGCUCAGCACUUCCUGGUCGAUGAGGAUGAAAGCGAGGUGGGUUCGGAUCUUCCAGCUGCCUCCAAAGUGGAGGUUAGUCUCUCCUCCAAUGAUGAAGACUUUGAUAUUAGUUUGCCAUUGGAGCAGAUGAAACCUGUGCAACAUUCCCUGCACGAGGAUGAGGAGACUGUAGAUCAAAGUUUAAGUAACCAAAGCACUACGGAUGAUGUAUCCGAAUUGGUAGAGGAACCAGUCCAGCAGAGGGAAGAUAAAACCGAAGGCAGUGAGGCCAUAAGCGCCAGUGCUCCUCAGGAAACUCAGGUGGACGAAAGCCAAAUAACCGAGGAGCAGGAUCACUCAAUGGAAGAAAUAGUGGCCACAAAUGAGUCGAUUGAGGUGACGUACGAGGCUGAGGAAACUCUCAAUACUUCACAGAAACAAGAUCUAAUCACCGAUUUGGAUGAAGAGCCAGAGGAUCAGGUGCAAGUGGACAUCAGACCCACUGCUACUUUGCAAGAAUUGAAUCUUCCUGCGCUGCAACAACCUCAGAUUGUAGAAAGAAAAGCUGCUACAGCAUUGACCGCAUUACGUCUGCAAGCAGAUGUGAUGGAGCCUUUAGAGUUGACCAUUCUGGAAAUGGAGGAAAAUGAAGAGGAAGAUGACGAUGAUGAGGAGAGUUCCCUGCAGCUAAUGAAGCUGCGAUUGAUGGCCAUGAAUCAGCAAAUGAUUGUGGACAAUGCACCCAAACUUUCGCCCACGGAAGCGGAGCAAACCCAAGUAACCAGCAGCGGCCACAAUUUAGAACUCAAGCAAAUGGAGCGAGUGCCCCUCACAGAGUUCUCCAAGGAUGUUCUGGAGGAUAUCACCGAGGAAAGCGAGAGAAUGCUCUCCCUGAGCACAACUGUCGAAGAGGAGCAGGAUCCGCCUUCCCUCUCCUUAGACGAGUCUAAAACUCUGCUGCAGCCAGGAGCACAUAAAGCUGGAGGCAGCAGUUCCAGUUUGGUGAGUCUAAACAUGCUUAAGCAACUGGAGGCCAAAGUGCAGGAACUGCACACCCAACUGGAGACCAAGGACAACUGUUUGGCGUCGCUCAAUCUGCAGCUUGAGACAGCAAGAAGAGAAUCCAGUGCGGGCCCAGCUUCGGCAAGGGAUUCCAGUUCGCUAAUGACCAAUUCGACAGAGUAUCGCACCCUUCAGGAUGAACUAGGCGGCCCCACAUUGGACAUUUACGUGGAGAUGUCACGGAGGGAUGAGUUGAUUGCCAAACUAACCGAUUCACUGCAGCAAUCGCUGAAUGUGCGUGACAAGCUGCAGGCGGACUCAGAUCGUCUGGGCGGCGAAGUGCAGAACUUGCGCAGGCAACUUCAAGAGACGAUCGAGGCAGUGAAACGUUCGAGUGCCCUAUGGCCAGAUCAGGAAUGCAAUCCCGGUCAGCGUAUCUCAGAGAUCUCCAUGGAUUUGAUUAGCGAAAGCGAUGAUGAUCUGGAUCGUCAUUUCCUCACGGACAACGAAGAGCGCGGAUCGCGCAGCUCCAAGGAAAGGCAGCUAUCUCAGUUCCAAACCAACGAUGAACUGGGACUGCAGACCUCUAACCCGGAGUGGACACCGGCAUUUAGCAAGCAGAUCGAACAGUUCCACACAUAUCUGUUGCCCACCGAACAACGCAUCUUCCAGAUGGUCCAGCGCAAGUUCGACGACUAUUUGAACCAACAGAUUGCCUUGUGUCGUGAUCUUGGCGCCCAGGAGCUGAAGAUUGCCCGCGAUCAGUGGGAGAGCGAGAAGCUGACCAGCGAACAGAACCAGCAGGCAGCUCAUGCCAAGCAAAUGGAGGAUCUGCGCAAGUACUUUGAGCACAAGUGCGCCGAUCUGGAGAAGCAAUUCUCGGACGAUGUCUUCUCGCACAAGUCACAGCAUCUGGCUGGGGACAGUUCAUCGGAGUGCUCUGAGGCUGAUCAGUUGCCCGAAGAAGCUGCCGCCGCAGCGUCCUCCAAGGAACCUUCUCCCCGCAAACGAAAGCGAGCUGAGCUGCUUCUUAGUCCCAGUCACAGGCAAAUGACUCCAUGCGGCUUGGACUCGCUGGGAGAAAAUACCGGACAAACUGGAAAAGACAAUACUGCGGAUAUAGCCGACCUCAAGAUCUUUUACCAAACCCACAUCAAGGAGCUAAAGCGCGCACAUGAGGAUCAGAUACGCAAACUGAGCGAUCGGAUCAAGUUCUAUGAGCGCCGUCAGGGUGAUGAUGACUACAAGCCUGCAAUCGAAUCAACCGAACGUACCUGUCCGGCUCAGGAAUCCGCAGAGGGGGUCGCGAAUACCUCCCUGAUUAUCAUCGAUGAGGAUGAGCUGAAUUUCAACAACGAGUCGCAGGUGAUCCAGCGAAUCAUCGAGGAGUAUGAGCGGAGAUUGCAGGAGCAGUUGACCUUGGCUCGGCAGGACAUCGCCACCGAGUUGGAGCAGCAGAUUCAGAGUUUGUUGUCGGAGAAUUCCGUGGACGAUCAGCAUUGGCCCAAGGAGCUGAUCUUGCUGCGCGAGAAGUUUACGGCCAAGAGUCAACUGGAGAUCACUCAGCUGAACAUUAAACAUGCCGAAGAGAUGUCGCGCGUGAAACUAGAAUUUGAAAAGCAGCUGAAUCGCAAGAACAAGCGCCAUCUGACCUUCGAUGCAGCCCGUGGCCUGGAGCAGGUGAUCUGCGAACGUGAUGGAUUGAGGGAGCUGUCCAAGAGUUUCCGCAGCGUGCUCUGCCGGCUGGCCAAGUGUGUGGCCAACUGUGAGGAGGAUUUGAAUGCCACAAUCUCCGAGGAGGUGCAACGCCUGCUGUUCCACAGUCGCAGUCAGGAUGGGGCUGAUGAUCUGGAGGUUACCCUUAGUGGCUCCCUAAAUAACACGAAGCAACUGCUUCGUGUGCCUGAUGUCCACAGUCUGCUGGAGGUUGUGGAGGAUCCCAGUUUGGUGCAGUUCAUCGACAGCAAGAGCAACGAAGAGCCAAGCGAGGACUUCGAUUUGAAUGAUUGUCUGGAGCGCUUGAAGUCGGAGGCUUCCUACCUGUUGCAUUUGUCAGAGGAUCUGCAUAAGCAGCGCACACACGAUGAGUCGUCGGAGCACUUGGACGAACCGGAAAAGCAGGAGCAUGAGCUCUGCUGCGAGGCGGAAGAUGGUCUGAAGACCACAGCUGCGGUGCAUCAGCAAGUACUGUCCAAAUUCCUGCGCACAAAUUCCUUGAACGAUCAGCAAAUGGGCGUGGCCAAUCAGAGGAAGAACAGCAAUCCCGAGGCGGGAAAAUCCCAUUCCUCCCUGCCUCCAGAUCUUCAAGAGCAUGCGGGAAAUGCCUCCGAGCUAUCCUUCCAGCUUGUGCAGCUGAAGAAUCGCUUGAUUAAAUCGGAAGCAGAUCGUCAGAACUUGCAACAGCAACUGAGCCACACUAUUGAUCGCAAUGCGGAGCUGGGACAGGAGCUGCAAGCACUAAGGGAUCAGCUCUCCCAAUUGAACUCCCUCAACCACACAGAUUACAAUGAGGGCUAUGGCUUGGGAACAAUGAAGAGCUUGCAGGAACAGGGCUUGGAUCAAUCGUCGGCCAGUUUCCUUGCCCUCCAAGAGAGAGCGCGUCACUUGCUUUCGUCCUCGCCGGUCAAGGAGCAACCUUCACGAGACCAGGGGAAUUCCACCGUUACCUUGUUGCAAAUGAUCGAAGACUUUUGCCGCGAGGGCGACAAAGUGGUGGAGUGGAGCAAGAAGGACCGCGAGGAUCUGCAGUCCCAGAUCGAUACCGCUGACAAGCAGCUGAAGGAUACAAGGCGAUUCCUGGAGGAUCAGGCCGCCGAGCGCGAACAGGAACGCGAUGAGUUCCAGCGCGAAAUCGAGCGGCUGAAGGCUCAGUUGCGCGACAAAGAGAAGGAGCACAGCUCCUAUGCCAAUGCCUCCGAGGAGUACGCACAACUUGAGAGUCAGUUCAGGGAGGUGAAUCAACAGUUGAGCGAGUCGAAUGCGAAGCGGGAUAAAUUCGAGGUGGAACUGAAGGCUUCAAUUGACAAAAUCUUCGUGCUGCGGGAGAUCAUCUCGGAGCUGGAAACGCAAGUCCAAACCAAGGCACUCAAUGAACAAGUUCUGGCCGAGAAGUCCAAGCAACUGGAGGAAUAUGUGAGCUUGCAGAUGCGGGACAACGAUGUCCUGCAGCAGGAGGUGCACAGCCUGAAGACAGACAUCGGGGAGGGCUAUCAGUCCCGUAUCAGAUUGCUGGAGGAGAAGCUGCAACAGAGCAGACCAACGGCAGAACAAGGUGUGGUCUUGAGUCAGGUUGCGGAAAAGUUGAGAGACAUUGAAACCACGCUGGAUCAAAAAACCAAAGUUCUGGAAUCUCUGCAUAACUCCAACGCAGCCUCCAAUUCGGCCAGCUUGAGUGUCACCGAAGAUGUAUCUAUUCAUGGCAGCAAGGAACCCACGGCAGUGGGUUCUCCCUCGCAUCCAUCGCUCACCGUGGAGGGUGUUCAACGGGUCACCGAAAAGCUGGACAAGCACACUCGCGUCGAGGAGGCGGCCAUCAAGCGGAUACGCGACCUGGAGAUGCAGGCUCAUCAAAUGCGCGCCGCUUGCGUGGAGCUCCAGCAUGAGCGGGACUCGCUGCAGGGUCGCAUGGAUGAACAGACCCAGCGUAUUUCUACACUGCAAAAUCGCCUGGAAGAGCAGCGCCAGCGGGCGGAGCAACUGCAUCGUGCUGGCACCUCCGACUUGAGUACCCGAGUACAUGAGCUCCAGGGUGAGGUCCAGAAUCUGAGCGAGCAGUUGGCGGCGCGGGACAAGCAGAUGGCCACCAUGCGACAGCAACUGGAGCGCAGCAAGGAGGAGAUAAUGCGACUGGAGGCGGAAGUCGCGGCUCGCACACAACCAGAUCGCAGUCUGGUGGACAAACUGAAGGCUGAAGUGCAGCAAAAAGGAGCGGAGAUCGGAAAGCUGAAGGAUAAGAUACGCACAGAGAUGAUCAACCGCCUGGCUAUUCCGGAUCUUAUGGAGACCAUGCUGGCGGACAAGAACGACGAGAUAGAUCACCUGCGCGAUCAACUGGAGGCCAGGGAGAAGGAGCUGCAGGCAGCUCAUCAGGAUGGCAGCUUGAUUUCAACCCCGGCGGGAGCAGCAGGAAAACAGGAGGGAAGUGGUGGCAAGUUGAGUGCCCGAACCCUAAGCGAUAUCGGAUCGAUUACAGAGUUCCCCGAGCCGGAUGUGGAGCGUCGGGCAGCCAUGCGAAGUAUGAACGCUCCCUUGCAGAUGAGCGAAGGUGCGGGCGGCUUCCUGCACCAGACAAUGGAAACUUCUAAGGAAGCCGUGGCCAACUUAACGCACAAGCGCACCGAUGACCUAAGUGGCUUUAUUGCCCCCUACCCGAUUAACACUUUCGAGCAUCCGCACUACUUCCAGGCUCUGGGAGUCACUGCCCAGAGCACCGAAGGUCUAACGCCUGGUCUGGUGCCGAGGCAGAUCAACUUCUCCAACCUAACAGAGGAUUCCAAGCUAAAGACGCCCAGUCUCCUGAUGCACACACCGGUAUUGCCCAGGCCAACCACUCCUCCAGAGAUUAAUCAACUGCGUGCGAAGCUAUCCGAUUUGCAAACCGAAAAGCAGCGACAGCAGAGUGACAUGGAGAACAAGUUACACGAUCUGCAAAAGGAACUGGAGCAGGAGAAGGAGAAACUGAGUCGUCAAGCGCAAAGUCUGCAGAGCUACGAGGAAUGUGAAGUGAAGUAUAGGCUCCGCAUAGAGACCCUGGAGGCCAAGGUGCUGGAAACAGCUGCCCAGGCGGCUUCUGAUCGAGAAAAUCUCCGCAAGGAACUGAUUUGUAUUAGUGCGGCGCAUGAACAGUGCGAAGAUGCAACUGCUGCUCGCAAACGGGAGUUGGAAAAACUUAAUACUGAGGUCAAGAUUAAGGCCGACCAGCUGCAUGCUGCUCUACGACGUUGCGGGGAUCUCGAACUGCAGGUUCUAACACUAGAACGCGAUUUGGAGCGCUUGAAGAACAGUGAAAACAGUUCGAAACAAUACUCGGUGGACGAGAUUGCGCAGCAGGUGGAAAAGGAAUUGAACUACUCUGCCCAGCUGGACUCGAACAUCCUGAAAGCCAUUGAAAGCGAAGAGGAAAACAAUCUGGACAAGAAGCUGCAGAAAGGCGUCCAAACGGAGGAGGAGACUUUGCCAGGAACGGGCAAUGGAACCGACGACGAGAACUUCACUGGCGAGCGGGAACUACUGAAUCAGUUGGAAGCCCUUCGUGCGCAAUUGGCCGUGGAGCGCGAGCAAUGCGAGGCAAUGAGCAAGGAGCUCCUGGGAGAGAAGCAGCACUCGCAGGACAUUCAAGAGCAGGAUGUGAUCAUCAUAGAAGCCAUGAGGAAGCGACUGGAGACUGCUCUUGAUGCCGAGGACGAGCUCCACAAGCAGCUGGAUCAGGAACGGGAACGCUGUGAGCGUCUUCAAACGCAGUUGACAUCCCUGCAACGGGCGGAAAGUAGACGAAACAGUUCCCUGCUACUGAAAUCACCGGGCGACUCGCCUAGGAAAUCACCACGAGCUGAUUUCGAAUCCGAACUCGGAGAUCGUCUACGCAGUGAGAUUAAGCUGCUGGUGGCGCAGAACGAGAGGGAACGGGAGCGAUCUGCGGAUGCCCAACGAAGCAGUGAGCGGGAACGGCAGCGGUAUGAAAAUGAGCUCCAGGAGAGAGUGGCGUACUGUGAGCGCCUGAAACAGGAAAUGGAGAAGCUAUCGCGAGAUAAGGAGUCCGCGGAAACAGAGUUGGAACACUUUAAUGAACGUUUAACCCUGCAAGCCAGCGAGAUCGAAAGUUUGGAGGCCAGGCUAGUCACUCUCCAGGAGGCGGAAACACGAAGGGCCAACACACGCACCCGUCAGCACCAAGAGAACGUGAAACUCCAGGCCGAGAUUCAUGAACUUAAGUCCAAGCUUUUGGCGGCGGAAUCAGCAAAGGAUUGCCUAGAACAAAAAGUCACCCAACUGCGUUUCGAUGUGAGUCGCUCUGGCCAGAGGGAGGCCAAACUAGCUGAGGCGUUGGCCCAGGCCAAUGAUCGAUUGGCUCAUAGCACCGAUGACAAUGUGCCGGCGCAGUUCCUGCAGAAGAUGAAGGAGAUCAACGCCCUGCUGGCGGAGAACACUCAGGAGAACCGGCAAAUGGCUGAGACUGUUCAGUUUUUGGUGGGCGAACGCAUUGCUCUGCAGAAGAAAUGCGAGGAGCUGGGUGGCGCUGGCAACACCAAUGUCACCGAGCUGGAGGAGCGCUGCCGGCAGCUGAUCGGUCGCUAUUUGCGAGUGGAGUCACAUCGGAAGGCGCUGGUCUACCAGAAGCGGUAUUUGAAGCUCACCUUGGAGGGCUACCAGGCCAGCGAGCAAUUGGCUCUGCAGAAUCUGAGGGGUGGAGCUGCGCAGCCUCCACAGCGAAACAUCAAAAAGAAGUUUAAGACGGUAGCCCUGGCGAUCAUUGCCAUCCAGCGAAUCAAGUACAUUGGACGCAUCUGGCACACGGGAAAGCGGAUUGUGAGCAAGUCAGUCUUCACAAUAACUCAGCAGAGAAGUCCUGGAAUGAACCUCAAUGUGGCGCCGCCCCAAUCCCCACUGCCUGGGCCCAACUCGAAUCCACCCACCAAUAACAACAACCUCAUGGGCCGCCUCAGUUAUGCGCCCCUCUCACCGCCGAUGGUCAACUUCAGCACCGUGCAGCCCAUCAUGCUCCCUUCGGACUUCACCCUCCAAGCGCCAACCACUUCGUUGCAAAGCACCAUCGCCCCUAACAAUAGUGAAAACAACCUGCCCUCGCUGGCCAGACUGGACUGGCCCACGAUGCAAAAACCAAAAAGAGCGCAUGCGCGGCACCAUUAGGCCGUGAAUGGCACACAGUUCCAUUAAGGUGAACUCAACUGAAGGCACUAACUUUAAGUGAAGCCAUAUCGAAGACACUGCAAGCAUGAAAGCAUCAAGGAUGUAGGACAAGCGAUCCAUUUUAGUGUUAAUCACCUGUACCAUUUCCCUCAUCAUUAGAUCUUAAGCUGUUGUAACCUAUUUUAAGCGUGCGCGCAACCACACCAAACCUAGAAGUGUAAUCGUCUGUAAGUGUUACUUGUAUUUACCGCCCAAAUG
This is a messenger RNA of Drosophila erecta, 9423 nucleotides long. RefSeq names its product myosin-10. Gene Ontology annotation, biological process: signal transduction. The record is from RefSeq and is a predicted model, not a curated record. Bases 481 to 9165 code for a protein of 2894 amino acids. Lineage: Eukaryota; Metazoa; Arthropoda; Insecta; Diptera; Drosophilidae. Gene Ontology annotation, molecular function: molecular adaptor activity. The transcript has 13 exons.